AUGGGCGUGAACGAAGAGGCUGGAGGUCAUGUUCGGCCCCUGUUCAACAGUCGUGUAUCGUUCACGGGCCAAGAAGAUGCCUCAUCGGUACUGUAUCUUCGACUGGAUCUGCAGGCGGUCAGGACUUACAUCUGCCUCGAGCUGAACAUAUGGGUCCACCCAGCAUCGAGCGAGAUGCUGGCCGCUUAUAGUGUGACUCUGACGGAAUGGUGGGCAGAUAUGAAAUGGUUGGCAGAUACCGAAUGGCAAUUAGACAACUCUCGCUCAAGGGAUCGCUCUAUGCUCAAGGACGGGCUACUACUCCUUGCGGACCUCAGUGGACGGUGGGAAAGGUCCGCAUAUCACAAAGCGCUGGACCUUCGAGGGGAUCCUCCUGAUCUCCAGCAGACUCUCUCGGCUCUUCUACGUCUAGCCGCACGCCUGUACACUCGAUUCUUGGCACACACAGCAACGACUACUUGCACAUUCGCCAAGACCACCGCACUUCUGCUUGCAGCCACAUCGCCUUUGCUCGAGCCCGUCUUGGUACCCACAGCGAGAAGUCACUAUGCAUGGGAGGUGGUCGCAACACUUCAUGACCAAGAGCUAGAGACCAAGACUUAG
Recurvomyces mirabilis is the source of this 603-nucleotide messenger RNA. RefSeq lists its product as uncharacterized. The record is from RefSeq and is a predicted model, not a curated record. NCBI's taxonomy places the organism in Eukaryota, Fungi, Ascomycota, Dothideomycetes, Mycosphaerellales, Teratosphaeriaceae. The coding region runs from base 1 to 603 and encodes 200 amino acids. The transcript has a single exon.